AUGAUAAAAGGAUAUCAAAGAUUGCAGAAAUUAAAGGACACUAAUGAUUUGGAUUAUUCCAUAGAAACUUAUAACAAGGUACUCUUUGGAAUCACAUUUGGCUUGAUUAUCAUAAUUGGAGUCGGAUAUUUUGUCUAUGAUAAUUACUUUGCAAAUCCUCUCGGAAGUAGCUACCAGUCAAAGAUAUCCGCUGGAAGGCUUUUGACAGAUAGAUCUAAAGAGUAUGCCCCUGUUUAAACUCUUGAAGGUUCUCCGAGAUAAAAUGAUAGCAUUUCAAAUAGGCAUACCUCAACAAAUGAGAUGGACACUACUUAGAAAUUUCUGAGGCGCGUGCAUGAAGAAACUAAGUCUCGAGUCUCAAAGAACACCGAUAGCAUUAAUAACGAAGAUUAAGGUAGGGAGAGUCUAGCAAACCCCAUGAAUUAAAACUAUCGAAGGAAUUAUGCUUGA
Stylonychia lemnae is the source of this 450-nucleotide messenger RNA. The record is from the annotation of a GenBank genome assembly. NCBI's taxonomy places the organism in Eukaryota, Ciliophora, Spirotrichea, Sporadotrichida, Oxytrichidae.